Onthophagus taurus is the source of this 669-nucleotide messenger RNA. RefSeq names its product vesicle-associated membrane protein 3-like. Gene Ontology annotation, cellular component: membrane. Lineage: Eukaryota; Metazoa; Arthropoda; Insecta; Coleoptera; Scarabaeidae. Gene Ontology annotation, biological process: vesicle-mediated transport. The record is from RefSeq and is a predicted model, not a curated record.
UUAAAACGUCAAUUAGAAACGUCAAAAGUAUCUGCGUUGCUGUCAGUUUCGGUUCAUUUAAGUUUUUAUUUUAUCCAUUUUUGGUUUCGUUUUGAGUUAAUAAUAUAUUAGCCCUUAAUUAUUUCGAUCGUUUAACAUGGAUUCGGCGACUUCUUCCAAUGCUACCAAGAAUAACAAGUUGGAGCAAACCCAACAGCAAGUCAAUGAGGUCGUGGGGAUUAUGCGGGUGAACGUUGAAAAGGUUCUCGAGAGAGAUCAAAAGCUGUCCGAGUUGGAUUCGCGUGCCGAAGCUUUACAGGAAGGUGGAAAACAGUUCGAGCAACAAGCGCAAAAAUUGAAACGAAAAUAUUGGUGGAAAAAUUUAAAAAUGAUGAUCAUUUUAGGCAUUAUCGGAUUGGUUAUUUUGAUUAUUAUUAUCGUGAGCCUUGUUAAUUGGAGUUCCGACUCGUCUUCGCAUGCCAUUGAGCCUUCAGAAGUCACCCCAAGUACUUAAAACUAAAUUUGACACUUCCAAAAUUGAGGUUAUGUUUAUUAUUUACUAUUAAUGUUAUUAUUAUUAUGGUUUUGGAUGUGAGUUUAAUAAGUUUAACAUUUUAAACAGUAAUUAUUUGUUUAUAUCAAAUUCUAACAUUUACGCACAAAAAGGAAAUCAAUAAAUAUAAAAUAAAU